AAAGCGCAACCCUGGCACAUAAUGAGCCCCAGUGAAUGGUCGUCGUUGCUGAUGAGCAUCUUUUAUCUCGCAAAGGACUUCUUCCCAUCACCCGGGUCUUCUGCCAUGUCCGACCCCAUCACACUGAAUGUCGGCGGAAAGCUCUACACAACCUCACUGGCAACCUUGACCAGCUUCCCCGACUCCAUGCUAGGUGCCAUGUUCAGCGGGAAGAUGCCCACCAAGAGGGACAGCCAGGGCAACUGCUUCAUUGACCGUGAUGGCAAAGUGUUCCGCUACAUCCUCAACUUCCUGCGGACCUCCCACCUGGACCUGCCCGAGGACUUCCAGGAGAUGGGCCUGCUCCGCAGGGAGGCUGACUUCUACCAGGUGCAGCCCCUGAUUGAGGCGCUGCAGGAGAAGGAGGUGGAGCUCUCCAAGGCGGAGAAGAAUGCCAUGCUCAACAUCACCCUGAACCAGCGAGUGCAGACGGUCCAUUUCACUGUGCGCGAGGCACCGCAGAUCUACAGCCUCUCCUCCUCCAGCAUGGAGGUCUUCAAUGCCAACAUCUUCAGCACCUCCUGCCUCUUCCUCAAGCUCCUCGGCUCCAAGCUCUUUUACUGCUCUAAUGGCAAUCUCUCCUCCAUCACCAGUCACUUGCAGGAUCCCAACCACCUGACUCUGGACUGGGUGGCCAACGUGGAGGGCCUGCCAGAGGAGGAGUACACCAAGCAGAACCUCAAGAGGCUCUGGGUGGUGCCAGCCAACAAGCAGAUCAAUAGUUUCCAGGUCUUCGUGGAGGAAGUGCUGAAAAUCGCUCUAAGUGACGGCUUCUGCAUCGAUUCCUCUCACCCGCACGCUCUAGAUUUUAUGAGCAAUAAGAUUAUUCGAUUAAUACGGUACAGGUAAAAGGACCCCAGCCACAUUGGAGGGGGGUUGCCAAGAAGGUCCAUGUCAGAGCGUCUCACCAAUGGUGUGAGCCAGGGCACUCUACUAAUCUGUAUUAAUCACGUAGCAGGACUUGAUUCCCCCGAUGAUGCAGUCUAGUUGUAGGAAUCCAUGUGUCCUCUCAACAGAACCACCUGUUUUCUUGCCAUUUUGAGCUGGAGAUGGGCAGUCUGUUAUGACAAGUGAAGAGUCUGCUGAUGUGUCCUAAAGGAGGGCACAGGAGGACUUUCUGGCUAGACAGAGGAGCAGCACUUCUAACAUGGACUCCACCUCUCUAUAUACGACUAAGCAGUGCCUCACUUACCCAUCUGAAUAAGGGAAUGAGGUGAGAACAAGAUGCUCCCUUCAGUUUCCCAGGAUAAACUACCCAGAGACCCCUAUCACUCCUGCUCCUCCAUCCGAGGAUGCAGCCAGGACUUGGAUUUGUUUGCCCAAGGGCGACCAUGUUAACUGGCUUAGGAAAGUAGUAUGUUCUCAAAGCUGUAUUAGCCCCACUGGGGGAGAGAUUUGAGCUGUGGCAUGGCCUAGAGCAGCGAUCGCCAACCGGUGGUCCGUGAGGUCCGAAAGGUUGGUGACCGCUGGCCUAGAGGAGUGAGCAUCCACGCAGCGUCAGAAGAUGGGGAAUAACCCUUUUGACUGGAUCAACUCUAAGCAUUGGGAGAUUUUUGGCUUCAGAAAUGGGCUUCUGUCCCUGUGAAGGCUUGAAAAUCUGGAGCCAGUGCAAUGAAAGGCACCUCAUACUAUGGCCUGUUACCUGAUUUUUGUAAUCCUUUCCCCAAGAAUUUAAGGUAUCACUGGGACAAGUUAUUUUAAACAAAUAUAUUAUGGACUCUCAGGGUUGGAAAAUAAUUCAACAGUCGCUUAGUCCUCCCUCACCCAAGCAUACCCCAGGACAUUUGGGGACCAGUUCCUUUCCCCAGUACCUCCAAGCAAUCACCUAUCCCUGCUUACAUACCUCCAGUGACAGGAAGCUCAUCAUCCCUAAGGCAGGCCCUGCUGUGGUUGGCUAGUGCUGGCUAUUAGAAUGUUCUUAUAUUGAGCCAAAAUCUGCCCUUCCACUCCCAUUUUCUGGUAUUGGUUCUAUUUUCUGGUUCUUCUCACCCAAAUAUGUAUUUUCUCUUUCAAAAUAGUCACCUUGAGAGACCAGACACUCAUGAAAUUAUUAGGAUUCCCCUUUGGGAUCUGUCUUCAGAACCAAGGUUAGCCCUCUUCCAUCCUCUGUAAAUCUACCACAUUUUGUUCUGGCUUUGCCUCCUUUGUGACCCCCAUUUCACCCACCUUCCUGACUAGCCACAACUCCAGAUACCCUCUGACCAUCUUCUAUUGGAGGAUGAAGAUUUGCCGGCCCUGAGGAAGUGCUGCCAGAGGAAGCAGACCAGGGUUUUGGAAAGCAGUGUGCAGCGAGGAGCCCUAGAGUGGUCUGAACCAUAACACUGCCCUUGGACUAAGUGUCCAUCCCUGAGACACUGCUCUGAAGGAGGUGGCCUUCCCCUGUAGUACUGUGUCUGGUUAGAGCCAGACCAUGGACCUCCUUGGGGUGAGAUCCAGGGCAAAACACCUCAAGCCACUACUUCCCAAGGGGUGAUGAGCAGUGCAGGCUUCAAAACUGCACAUUAUGAUUCAUCUCUAGAGUGAGUACGGCCUUGGGGGUCUCAGAAUCUUCCCUACUGGGUAAGGGUCCCCAGUUAAAGCCAGGAAAGCCUGGUGGCACAGGCGCCCACGAGAGAUGGGUCAAGGAAAGGUCUUCCCAUAAUAUGUUCUCUACGUAGGGAGCUUGUACACAGGGCCGUGGGCAAGGCCACAUCCCUUAGGUAAUACGGUCUCUUUCCCUCUACCGUGAGACCCAAGAAUCUCUGACAGCUGCUCCAGGCCCCCAGGCCAAUGGUACUCGAAUGGAAGCGAUGGCCACAACAAAACAGUUUAAGGAAGAAAUCUCAUAAAUGACCACUACCUUUUUUCCUCUCCAUAAAAAUUUUUUCUCUCCAUCUUUUCGGUGCUUCUUCAUUCAAGCAGCUUGACUUUAGAGAAAGUACAGGACCUAUGAAGCCACUCAUGUGCUGUGUGACUUUAUGCAGGUCACUCACCUCACUAAGACACCUGUUUCUUCAUCUGUGAAAUGCACAUAACAGUAACACAUAACCCUACCUACCUCACAGGGCUGUUGUGAGGAUCAAUGAAAUUAUGUAUGAAUACCAUAUAAAUGACAA
Molecule: messenger RNA, 3134 nt
Organism: Myotis lucifugus (little brown bat)
Lineage: Eukaryota; Metazoa; Chordata; Mammalia; Chiroptera; Vespertilionidae
Gene: KCTD21
Product: potassium channel tetramerization domain containing 21
Exons: 2
Coding region: 22-888 (288 amino acids)
Biological process (GO): ubiquitin-dependent protein catabolic process; protein homooligomerization
Molecular function (GO): histone deacetylase binding; cullin family protein binding
Source: RefSeq, a predicted model, not a curated record